UUUCAACUACAUCUUAAAUUCAAGUAAGAGGAGGGUUUGUACUGCAUCCACACUUUUAGCCCAAAAAGCACUCAUAUGAGGAGGCAAAUUUAAGUAUAUAAUAUAUCCUGAUGCCUCAACCAUUCAUGAUUCUUUGACAAGUAAGACUAAUACCUCCCUAAACCAUUCCUCUUAAUCUCUCUUCCUCCCUGUAUCCCUAACUUCUUUUCAUACCCAAUUUUAUAAAGUCACGAGACCCACCUUUAUGUCUCUUGUUGUUCUUUGUAUUAUGAGAGAGAAACAAGCUUGAAACAUAGAUUAAGAUGAUUCAGCUGACAAUGCAACCUGAGUAAACUGAGAGAAAAACUUUGAAUUAAGCUUCUACUUAUUGCUUUAUAUUUAUAUGUUCUUCUCCUUCAACUAUCAACUCUCAUCACUUCAUCUUUUUCUUAAGUCUCCCCUCUUCCUUUUUUAGUUUGCUACAAUCAUAUCCAUGAGACCAGUGGGGAGCCCAUUAGACCUGAAUCAUUUGCCGGAAGAUUUCACUAGAGAUGGCAAACAGGUGUAUGAAGACACUUCCACUUCUGGACGAAAGAAGAAGAACAAAGAUGAAAGUGGAAAGGUAUAUGAGUGUAGGUUUUGUUCUCUCAAAUUCUGCAAAUCUCAAGCUCUUGGUGGUCACAUGAACCGCCACCGCCAAGAGAGAGAGACAGAAACGCUAAAUAAGGCUCGUCAACUGGUUUACAGCUCUGAUAACCCUCCUCUUCCUCACCACCACCCCCAUUCUCAUUUAGGGUCUUAUGUGACAUCAGCGCCAGGUGGACUAUAUCACCAGACAGCACCACCACCUCCUCAAGUAUACCCAACAAGACCAAUAAUGUUCUCAGGAGGUUCAUCAUCAACAAUUCUUCCACCACCCCCAUAUCAUCAUUCUCAACCUUGUGUGUACAACACAACGCCACCACGUAUGGUUCCACCAGGGGACUACUAUAUGGCACAUGGUCACGCACUUACUGGAUCAUCUCCCUCAAACUACACCUACAUUGGAGCACCGGUGGGUUUACCUAGACCUCCAGGAAGUAGUCGAGAUGGGCUGGAUCAGGAUGAUGGGCUAACAAGUCCAUAUUAAUUUACCCAGCCUUUUUUAGUUUUGAUCGAUCAUUUUAAUUAUAUAAGCUAAUUAAUUAAUAGUACUAUUUAUUUAAUUGAAGUAUGCAUGAAUGAUGAGAUCGAAAAAGAAGGCCAUGCAAUGCAAGAAGGGCUAAUUAAAGAGAUGUUUGUCUUUCUGUUUUACAGGGAUAUAUUAAUAUUAAUUUCAUGAAUGAUGACAAGUG
Molecule: messenger RNA, 1313 nt
Organism: Amaranthus tricolor (Joseph's coat)
Lineage: Eukaryota; Viridiplantae; Streptophyta; Magnoliopsida; Caryophyllales; Amaranthaceae
Product: zinc finger protein JAGGED-like
Exons: 5
Coding region: 473-1108 (211 amino acids)
Molecular function (GO): DNA-binding transcription factor activity
Source: RefSeq, a predicted model, not a curated record